This is a messenger RNA of Orbicella faveolata, 2605 nucleotides long. RefSeq lists its product as uncharacterized. Gene Ontology annotation, molecular function: RNA polymerase II transcription regulatory region sequence-specific DNA binding; DNA-binding transcription factor activity, RNA polymerase II-specific. NCBI's taxonomy places the organism in Eukaryota, Metazoa, Cnidaria, Anthozoa, Scleractinia, Merulinidae. Gene Ontology annotation, biological process: regulation of transcription by RNA polymerase II. Gene Ontology annotation, cellular component: nucleus. The record is from RefSeq and is a predicted model, not a curated record.
CAGCAAUAGUUUUGUACUUUGAAUUUUGGUGACGUCAUGUGAAAACCAGCUAUACUACCCAGUCCCCACCAAUGUCCCCACCUUGAAAUCCUACUGAAAUCCACGGUUGAGAGAUUGGGGUCUAGUGUAAUCAUCCUAUGUCGGCCGUUAUUUCAGUCGAAGACCCCGUUGCUGGUUUAUAAAGGAAUAUAUGGGGAAACAUCUAUAGUGACAACACAGUCGAAAAAAUACCCUGAAAGGGAAUCAAGUUCAAUAUCCAGGUUAGCUUACAAAGAAAUUUGACGUAAAGCGGCCUAAAAUUUAGACGAACAAAAAUCUGGUUUGAUAAAUAUGGCGACGACGAUACGAGCGAAAGCAAACGAAUGCAAGUAUUGCGGCCAGGUGUUUGCUCAAAUAUCAGCUUAUAAGGAACAUGGACGAACUCACUCAGGGAUCAAGCCGUGUUCAUGCAAGCAUUGUAAAAAGUGUUAUAGCCGGUCACCAGAUUGCAAGCAACAUGAACGAACUCACACAGGAGAGAAGCCGUAUUCAUGCAAGCAUUGUAAAAAGUGCUUUAGCCGAUUAGCAGAUUCCAAGAGACAUGAACGAACUCACACAGGAGAGAAGCCAUAUUCAUGUAAGCAUUGUAAAAAGUGCUUUAGCACGCUGUCAAAUUGCAAGCAACAUGAACGAACUCACACAGGAGAGAAGCCGUAUUCAUGCAAGUAUUGUAAAAGGGGCUUUAGUCAGCAAUCAAAUUGCAAUAGACAUGAACGAAUUCACACAGGAGAGAAGCCGUAUUCAUGCAAGCAUUGUAAAAAGUGCUUUAGCCAGUUAUCAGAUUGUAAGCAACAUGAACGAAUUCACAUGGGAGAGAAGCCGUAUACAUGCAAGCAUUGUGGUAAGUGCUUUAGCCGAUCAUCACAGUGCAUGGUACAUGAGCGAAUUCACACAGGAGAGAAGCCUUAUUCAUGCAAACUUUGUAAAAAGUGCUUUAGCACGCUUUCAAAUUUCAAGCGACAUGAGCGAACUCACACAGGAGAGAAGCCGUAUUCAUGCAGGCAUUGUAGUAAGUGCUUUAGCCAAUCAUCAAAUUGCAAGCAGCAUGAAGAAAAACACGCAAUACAUGUAGACAGUUCGUUAAAACGCAACCAGCGUGGCCAGAACCGAAAACUUAGAAGACAUCUGGAGGAGCCAACGACUACUCAAGGUAGCAAAAAGUAUGGUAAGUUGUUUUCUUCGACUGCAGAAAAUUUAAGCCAAGUUGAAAGCCUCACCUGUUGGAUCUGUCAGGAAGAAUUUAGUAAUGAGACAUGUCUCAUCCAUCAUUACGAUGAUCAUAUGAGAUCAAAAUGACGCUUGUGUAAACCUUGCCAUUAGCUUUUGCGUCCUUGUUUAUAAUAAUGUUGGUUAGGUUAAAAGGGCUAGGUCACACAAUUAUAGGCAGUUUCAGCACUGAUCAAACGGUCAUAGAAUUAGCUAAAACGUCACAAUAACGGCUCAAAACUAUAGAAGAACUCAAACAAAACAUAGGAAAGCCAAGAAGGGACAUGGAUGGACAAAACUGGAGAGGGUUGAAAUGGAUUGCAUUUGGCUAAAUUUGAAAACCGUUGGCCCGACUUUUUUGCAAGCUUAUCUCAGUUUAAAAUCAAAAUGCAUUUCCACAGCUGGAAAAUCAUUCUCAUCUGUUAUGUGGCCGUGAUUUUGCAAAUGAAAGACUCCAGCUCUGCUAAUUUAACAUUUAGAACUCAUCAUUGACAAAAUUAAACAAAAUUACCUAAAAUAGCGUGACCUAGCCCCUUUAACCACGACAUAAAGCUUUCAAAGUCUGUUUAAGUUCGUGCUUCCAGAAUGGUGAUGAUUUUUUUUUCUUUUGAAGCACCAAAUUAAGGCAGCAGUGAAAUGGUCAAAGUACUUUAAAGCAAACGUAACCUCCAGAGAUGAAUUGUCGUACGUUUUUCCUUUUUGGCUGAAAACAAUCGAAUUUAAUUUAAAAUAUUCCAUUUGCUACUUUGCCUGUACAAAAUGUUUUUCAGGUUAUAAUAAACGUAAUGCAUAAAGGUAGAUUGAGCGGUUUUCACUUUAAUGUCGAAAAGUAAUUGAUUUCGCAUCAAGCACACUACACGAUUGGCUGAAAAAACUCGCGCCACUUUUAGCCGCCCAAUCAGAAGUAAAACCAAAACCAAUCGUGACCACUCGCACACGUUUUCUCGCGCUUCGCGCCAGCUACAUAUAAUUACUGGGAGUAGAGAUUGGUUUUCUGUACUGUCUCACUCUUUUGCGAUUGGCCAGAGUGAUUACUUUUGGUCUGGUUUACGACACUCAAUAACAAUUAAAAGCCAUUCUGUAGUGUCUUGAUCAUAACUUGUUAAUUUUCUUCAAAACUGCCGUAAACGCUUUACUUUCAAUUAGGUAUUAUUGAUCAUUUUAUCAUUUAAUAUGAGUGAUUUACAAUUCAAGAAGUAAUCGUACUCAUAAUUUUAAAUCGCCCCCGCGCUUCGCGUUCAUCCGAUUUUGAAAUUACUCGUGCAAUUACUCCCUGAAUUGUACUCCACUCGGUCCAAUUACUAUUACUAAUCAUUUAAUUAUUGCCGGGUCAGUAAAUAACAGAUGUCAUGUGAAUAGA